Messenger RNA from Elaeis guineensis (African oil palm), 1838 nucleotides. The record is from RefSeq and is a predicted model, not a curated record. NCBI's taxonomy places the organism in Eukaryota, Viridiplantae, Streptophyta, Magnoliopsida, Arecales, Arecaceae.
GCCGGCAAACGCGGACCGACGCCUCCGUAGGUACCAAUUUUCGGAUCUCAAUGCCUCGAUUUGAUUCUUUUUUCUCCUCCGAAUCGAUCAUUUUUCUCUUCAUGUUGGAAAUCGUCUCAAAACUAGGGCUAGGGUUUUAUGAGUUCAAGGUUUCUCUGUAACGAAACACUUGAUAGUUCUUUCCGAUUCUUGAAACUGGGUAUAAAGGGGGAGCUAUUGACUGACCAUAACAGGUCUCAGUGUGCCACAACCUAGUGAGAGGUCAUGGAAAGUCAAGUUGAGGAUAGUGGGCUGUUGACCCUGAAAAGUCCAUGUAAUGAGACAGACAUCACUUGGAGGCAGGAGUUGGAGCGGCAACAAUCUCAAGUUGAAACAUUAGAAGAAAAACUUUUGGAGGUUAAGGGUAAUACCCAAUAUUCUGAGGAUGAAGCAAAAAGUGAGUUAGAAUUUCUUUGGCAUAGAGUCAAAGCUACUGAAAAAUUGAUAGCCAACUUGAAAUCAGAGGCUAGAAUGAUGGCUGAUCCUCAUUUAACCUAUACUUCAUGUGGGAUUAAAUAUCUAGAGGGGGUUGGGUUUACUGAUAAGCGUGGCAUACCAUUAGCUGGUUGGUCUAAGGAUGUUGAUCUUUCUUCUUUUGAAAGUUCAGAUGAGGAGAUGCAACUGGCAGGUAGCAUGGACAUUGGAUCCAUCAAUGCUAAGGCUGGAGCAUCUAUUAGUGAUAUAUUGAAGUCAGUUCGUAUUGUAAAAAAUGUGAUGGAAUCUCUUGUUAAGAGAGUUAUAAUGGCAGAAACUGAAGCUGCUAGUGAAAAAGAAAAAGUGAAGUUUGGUUUGGAAGAAAUUGAAAGGAAAACGCUCCAAAUUGAGACCAUGUCAGCAAAAGUUGAAGUGAUGGAGAAGUUUGCAGUGGGUACAAAUAGUAUUUUGAAUGAAAUGUGGCAGAAGGUUGAAGAUAUGGUACAAGAAACAUCUAGGCAAAGACAACGAGCUGCAGAAAAUGAACAGGAGCUCUGUCGUGUGAAGCAGGAUUUUGAGUCACUGAGAUCCUAUGUUAACAGUCUUAUCAGUGUCAGAGAAAACGUGCUUUCAUCAGAGAAGCAAUUUCAAACAAUGGAGAAGCUUUUCGGCAGGCUAAUUGCCAAGACCACUCACCUGGAGAAUGAGAAGGCGCAGAAAGAAUCUGAAGUUCAGAAGCUCAUGGAGGAGAAUGUUAGUCUAAGAGCUCUGUUGGACAAGAAGGAGGCACAAUUGCUGGCCAUGAAUGAACAGUGCAAAUUCAUGGCAUUGAACAAUUCUAGCAUCUAGUUCAUCAUUUAUUAUCCGUCUUGCGACCCGAAGGCUGCCUUAUAAUGGGUGGAGAGAAGAAAAUUAGGAACAAAGAGAACCUACUGUGACUGCAAGAAAGUGAACUUGUUUUGGAUUAAAAAAGGUGGCCAUGAUGUAUUUCAAUUACGAAGUGCGAGGAAAUAGUCCCCUGAUCCUGAAGAGCAGCAUGAGAAGAGAGAACAGAAACCGUUGGUAAUCUUGAUGUGCAUAUGGUCCUUCAAAGAACCAGCAAAUCCAACAUAUGUUGAGGAUUAGGGUACGAAGGACCACUUGAGAAGAAAGAUGCUCUGUUUCUCAACAUUUUUUCUUCUAAUUAAUCUGUGACAUGAUUCAAUAACAUGCACCAUUCAGCUUGAGGUCUUGGACCUUAUGCCUCUUGUGUGUUUUGGAGAGGUUGGAUGUAGAUGCAUGUGGGGAGAACUAUCUGCACAAAAAGAAGCCGAAUCAUGUAUUGUAUGUGGUUUGGCAUGCGCAACAACUAUUACAGGAAUUCCGAGUUUGUCUGUUCUUUUGGA